AUACUCAUGCAUUUGAUGCUGUUACCUGCCCUAUUCAAAUCGAACGCAAGUAUUACGAUUGAUAAAGCAUUGGUCCAGCCUGGUGGAAAGAAAGUGUGGAGACCUACCUCAGCUGAAUCCCGCAAUGGAUUCAUUCUGCAUGUGAAACACGCCAAUGACAUCAAAACUCAAUUAGAGAAACGUCAAGAAUUUAUGAAAAGUGUGGGCUGUAGCUGCCAACCACUUAUCGUUGUGUGUGGGUCAAAGCUUACCUCGAUCACACAUUAUCAACUGUCUAUUGAUAGCAUAAUCUACACAGUACCUGGUCCUCUGCAGGCUGUAGAUUACCUAUUUAAAGCCUUCCAGUCCCUGCACAGCUGGUACCCUGUAGAGGCAGAGCAGGUGUGGCUAUUUCUCCAAAGAGACGUAUAUGGUAUUGUAUCACAACAUGAUAAUAUCAAAUCAAGCUCAUUGACCUUGGCACAAGCUCUGCGAAAUAAUUUGAAGUAGUUCUAUGA
Molecule: messenger RNA, 497 nt
Organism: Frankliniella occidentalis (western flower thrips)
Lineage: Eukaryota; Metazoa; Arthropoda; Insecta; Thysanoptera; Thripidae
Exons: 2
Coding region: 7-489 (160 amino acids)
Source: RefSeq, a predicted model, not a curated record